Messenger RNA from Synchiropus splendidus (mandarinfish), 5219 nucleotides. Its product is annotated as transcription initiation factor TFIID subunit 4-like. Lineage: Eukaryota; Metazoa; Chordata; Actinopteri; Syngnathiformes; Callionymidae. The transcript is spliced from 15 exons. The coding region runs from base 14 to 3151 and encodes 1045 amino acids. Gene Ontology annotation, cellular component: transcription factor TFIID complex. The record is from RefSeq and is a predicted model, not a curated record. Gene Ontology annotation, biological process: DNA-templated transcription; transcription initiation at RNA polymerase II promoter. Gene Ontology annotation, molecular function: protein heterodimerization activity; RNA polymerase II general transcription initiation factor activity; DNA binding.
UCUGUGAUCAGAGAUGGCGGGCGCCUCAGACCCCCUGGAAGAUAUGCUGUUUUCCGAGGUGGAUGAAAAGGCUGUGAGCGACCUUGUGGGUUCACUGGAGUCCCAGCUUGCUGGUCAAAGCAACCCUGCAAGUAAAGCAGACGAAAACGGAGGCACAGGCUCAUUGGCUCUCGCUAACCAUCACUUAGGAAAAUCGCUACCAGCUCCAAUGGGCUCUACAACACUGGAACAACAACAACAACAAGGACGGCGUAAUAAGCCCGAGAUGCGCCAGGAUUUAAACUCUAAAGGCGUUGCUCCAGAUAAAAGUGUGACACCUCCGUCUGCGGAUUGUACACCUUCUUCUGGCGAGGCACCCGCCACUUGUGUGAACGCCACCAGCGGCGGAACAUCCAUCACAACUCGGACUGCAUCUGGUGUGACAACUUCGGCGUCGGCGCCAGUCAGCAUCAGCACCACAGCCAACCGCGUGUCGAAGGUUGUCUUGAGCUCGGGCGAGGCGUUGGUGGACGAUAGUGCAUCGAGGAAACGCCUUACUACACCUCGGAGAGGUUCGUCUCGGGUAAAGAGUUUUAACGGUGCAGCUAUAACGACGAGGCGGAGCAGUAACACGGCGGUGAGCGAGAACGUCACCCCCCCUGACUGUACUUCUACUCCGGUCACGCCGAUAAACACUUCCACGUUCUCCUUGUCCAGCCUGCGUGCUGGCCAGUCGUCUGUUGCUCUGGACAGAGGGACCCCUACCAUCGCUUUGCAGAGACUGCCUAAUCACAUAGUGGCCAGCAUAGCCCAGCAUGGAACCGGGACCACUGUGUCAGCUUUGGCCCAGCAGGGUGCUGGCAGUGGACCCGGGACAUCACCAACACCACAGGACAAAGUGGUCACAGACGCUGGAAGUCCUAUAGCAGAUGAUCAUCAGCCGAAAACUGAAGUGUCAAGUCAGUCUGUAAAUUCUGUAUCAAACCCUCCUGCAUCCCCCGUCGCCACGACAACGACUGCUGCAGCAUCCACUACGACCACAACAGUGACCCAGCCAGUGGUCAGACCUGCCACGGUGGUCACUACCAGCUCAGUAUGCGGCACAGGUCAGGCCGUGUCGACGGCGACCACUGCCGUCAGCAUGGUCCGACCGGCGGCUCCCGCCCAUACGUCUGUCCCGACUGCUCCAACUGCAACUGCCCCUGCUCCACCCCGCCCUGUACUGGCAACCCCUCAAAGGAUUGUAGCUCCUCAACUCAUUGUAAGGCCGCCUCAGCAGCAGACCACCAUUCAGCUCCCCCCUGGGUUUACCAUACCACCUGGGAUGGUGCUGGUGCGUACAGAACUGGGGCAGCUGGUGAUGGUUCCUCAGCAGGCGUUGGCCCAGGCUCAAGCCCAAGCCCAGGCUCAAGCCCAAAACAACAUCUCACCACAACCUGCUACCCCCACCACAGGAGCAUCGUUCAGAGGGACGACGCCGCAGUCUCCUGCGACCCCUCAGACCACCAGACAGUGUCCUCUGCCCCUGCAGGCCAAGACAGUACCGUCUCCCUCUCCCACUUCUUCCAGCCCUGCUCUUCAAACCUCCUCCUCCUCUGCUUCCUUCUCCACCUCCUGUCCUGCGCUCCGUCCAAAGGGCCCCAUGGCGCCGGCCGUGGCUGUGACGGCUCCGCAGCAGACCCCCGUGGUCAUGGCCCCCCAGGCCACAGUCCAGGCUGCCUCCCAGCCGGCGCAGCCCACGCAGACAGCCAUCGCCGCAGCUCCUGGGGCUCCUGUCGUGUCCCAGCAGGAAAUGCAAGAGAACGUGAAAAAGUGCAAGAACUUCCUCGCCACUCUAAUCAAGUUGGCGUCGCACAAUUCUCCGUCUCCCGAGACUUCUAAAAACGUUAAGGCCUUGGUUCAGGACUUGCUGGAUGCGAAAAUUGAACCGGAGGAGUUCACCAGUCGGCUCCAGGCUGAGCUCAAGUCGUCCCCCCAGCCUUACCUGGUGCCCUUCCUUAAGAAGAGCCUCCCAGCCCUGCGGCUGUCUUUGCUCAACAGUCAGCAGUCCCUGACCCAACCGCCUCAGCAUGGAGUCAAACCAGCACCCUGUGGCACUCCUCCUGCCAUCGUGACUGGCCCAGCGGUCCGCUUGCGCCACCCGAACAGUAUCAGCCCCAACACGACUGUGCUUCCUUCUGGACAGAUCGGUCAUGCAAUUGGUUACAAGACAACAAACACUGCGACAGGACAAGUCCGGGUUCCAGUGAUGAUCACGCAAUCUGUCAGAACACAAGGCACUAUCGGAAAAGGAGCCGCCAUCCAAACAGGCAGGAGUCCCAUGGGCUUGGCUGUUCAGAUAUCCGGGAAUCAAAAGAAUAAGCUCAACGACCCAGGAGGAGGCUCUUUCAGAGAUGACGACGACAUCAACGAUGUGGCCUCCAUGGCUGGAGUCAACCUGAACGAAGAGAGUGCCAGAAUACUCGCCACCAACUCUGAGCUGGUGGGGACCCAGAUCCGCUCCUGUAAAGACGAGGCCUUCCUUCACCCGGGACUGCUGCACCGGAGAAUCCUCGAUACAGCGAAAAAGUUUGGAGUGACGGAGGUGCCUGUGGAGGCCGUGACGUUCAUCUCUCAUGCUACACAAUCACGACUUCGGACUGUUGUAGAGAAAGUGUCCACCAUUGCACAGCACCGCUUGGACUCCUGCAAGGAUGAGGAGUUCUACGAGCAGACCGAAGAUGUCCGCUCCCAGCUGCGCUUCUUCGAACAGCUGGAGAGAAUGGAGAAGCAGAGGAAGGACGAACAAGAGAGAGAAAUCCUGCUAAAAGCAGCGAAAAGCCGCUCCAGGCAAGAGGACCCAGAGCAAGCCAGACUGAAACAGAAAGCUAAGGAGAUGCAACAGCAGGAACUGGCUCAGAUGAGGCAGCGGGACGCCAACCUUACAGCACUAGCAGCCAUUGGACCACGCAAAAAACGCAAGUUGGAUUCACCAGGGGCCACUCCUUCAGGGACCGAGGUUUCGGGCAGCUCGGCGGGCUCCCCGGCCGGCGCAUCCGGCGCGUCCACCUCGUCUCGCCAGUACACACGCCAGCGCAUCACCCGCGUCAACCUCAGGGAUUUAAUUUUCUACAUGGAGCAGGAGAGAGAGACGGCCCACUCGCUCCUCCUCUACCGCGCCCUGCUCAAGUAGCUCCUCCCCGCGCACACCUCAGCUCCUCCCUCACAAGCCACGUGCCUUCAGAACCGGUUUUUACGUUGGGACCGCCAUGUCGGUUUUGCAGAGAAGAGAUCUCCUCCUGUGUCACCUUUGUAGUUCAGCUCACCACCACGUCAAGGAGAGUGUUACUUUUACCGGAACGUGUCGCGCGUCUCUCUCGACAACUCACCUCAGACUCAUCGCACCUCAACACUGAUGUUUGUUGAACCACGUUCAAUGAAUGUAGCGGAUUUUAAACGUCACGAACAGCAGCGUCUAUAUCUCCCUCAUUACUGUACAUGUAUAUAGUUUCUUUUUUUUUUUUUAAACCUGCAUGUAUAUUCUCCCUGUAGAGUUCCACCCUGACCUUUGACCCGGACAGGUCACUCUUGGUGCAUAUAUUGUUUUUAUACAUCCAUUUAUAAUGUGAAGUGAGUGUAACUAGCAGGGCUGCACAAUAUUAACCAUACGAUAUGUCAGAAACAAUCGGAAAAUACCUGGCGAACGAUGAUACCUCUUUUUUAAGAUGUUGAAGAAGUGUAAAUAUGAAGAAAGUACGAGCCAGCAACGUCGCAUUUCUCUUUUAAGACUUGGCUUACACUUUUUUUCCUUAAAAAAAUGGAUGAACCAUUUAAAAGUUUAUUAAUAAUAUUGCUUUCGAUAAGGAAACAAAUGAAUGUGUAAAUGAUAAAUCAAGUUGUUUAUUAUACCUGUUCACUUCCUGUUUAUCUUAAUGGCACUUAAAACGUAAAAUUGAGAAUAUUUUUUAUGUGUUUGUCGAGAUGAUGGAUUUUAUUUACAGCAUCGGUGACUGAUAAAACAUGGCUGAUAAAACAUGGCGAUCUGAACUGGUUCAGUUAUGAUUUUAAUGGCACUUCACCUCGAAACUUGUUAAUGUAUUGUUCAGUAUUUUGAGGUAAAAAUCUGUUUCUAUAAUGUUUUAUUAUAUUUCAAAAGCUCCCCUUUACACAUGGCACUGAUGACUGCGAUGAUGCCGAUACCUGUCGUCACACUAAAAAAUACACUACGCAACGUCAGUCACAUCAGAUGGGCGUCACUUUUACUCACAGCUACAGAGCUAAGGCUACUAAUGUUUAGCAUCUUUUACUGUCACAACAACAUGGUGAGUGGUUCGUGAGACUUCGUGAAACAGUGUCCUAAUUUUCAGCGCACACUAGAUGGCGCUCUCUGCUGUAAAAUCUUUGGAUUUCAGAAAUUAUUUUGAUGAAACCACACUGGGACGCCACCUACUGAGCUCUGAAAAUGGGGACACUGUUUCAUGAAGCUUCAUCAGCUCAUUACUGAUCUAGAGUCUAGACAAAAACCACCAUCCUUCAUGACGACCAAGCGGCGCUAACAUAUUGUGCAGCCCUUCUGAAGAUAGCGAAUGUCUCAGCAGCUCCAUAAAGUGUUUCAUACUUUUUUAAGUGUUACGGUUGUAAAGUUAGACUGAAGAGUUCACGACUUUCAAAGUUAUUCGGCUUGUUAUCCGUCACACGACGACACCCGAGUGAUGUAGUGUUGUCCAUGAAGUUCAAAUCUUUAUUUAAACUGACGCCUAUGCAGCUUUUUCCUCGUCAUUUCUAAACACGUGUGACAUUUGAAACGUUGUAAAGUUCAAGCACUUUUGUUUUUUUUAAAGGAUCCGACACGACCAGCUGUAUUAUAUAUUGAUUUUUAGCAGUAUUGUCAAAGUAUUUUUUAAUAUAUUUUGCGUUUUGAACGGCCCGACUCGUCACAUCACGCCGUGUUUUUCCAACAAGCACAACACUCUGAAUUGUGGCAUUUCAAAGAGAGUUGUUUUUAAAAGCUUCUCGUAGUUUCACCGAGGUCAUUUCUACCACUACAGCUUUUUAGCCAAAAUGACAGAACGGUAGACAAACAGGGGAUUUAACAUCAAGUGUAACAAGGAUUUGUAAAUAUUGUUUACAAAGGUAUGUGUUUAUUAGAUCCACGUUAUUUUGGUAUAAAAACAACAACAGAAUCUUGUAUAUAUCUUGAGGAUUUCCUGUUUGUGUGACAAAUGAAACCGAUGUAUUUGUACCUAUUUUGUAAAGAAUAA